AUGAUUAGACAGGUUUCCGCUAGUAGAGAUCAUACCGAGUGUAAUGAAGAAACUAAUAAUUUAGUAAUCGAUCCUGAUCCAGCCAAAUGGCCAGAAAUAAUUAUGGAUAAAGAUAGAGUCUUUUUAGUGAAGAGAGGGCCACCACCAGCACUAACCAAUUUUAGAUUUCCCCUUGAUAAAAACGGGAGAAAAUUUACCUCAUUUAAUUUUAACCGUGUCUUAAGCAACGGAGAAUCCGUCAAAAGAAAUUGGUUAAUAUACUCAACUUCUAAAAAUGUUCUUUUCUGCUUUUGUUGUAAACUCUUUGCUCAUUCAAAUAAAACUAAUCUAUCUAAUGAAGGAUUCAACAACUGGAAACAUACUGGAGUUACAUUCAAAAAACAUAAACUAUCAAUGGCCCACAUGUUAGCCCAAAAAUCCUGGUCAGAACUAUCUAUAAGGUUAAAUCAGAUGCAAGUUAUUGACGCUUCGAUCCAAAGAUUAAUUGAUUCUGAAACUAAACACUGGAACAGCGUUUGCUUGGCCUUUAGAGGUUCCUCUGAUAAACUUUACAAACACAAUAAUGGAAAUUUCCUUAAAUUAGUCCAGCUACUCGCAAAAUUUGACCCAAUAAUGGAAGAACACGUGAAUCGAGUUAUGCGUGACGAUACCAGAAAAGUACAUUAUUUGGGCAAAAAUAUACAGAAUGAAAUUAUCACCUUACUAUCAGAGGAAAUAAAAAAACAUAUAAUUACUCAGGUCAAUGAAGCGAAAUAUUAUAGCAUCAUAUUGGACUGCACUCCAGACCUCAGCAAAAUAGAGCAAAUGACAAUGGUAAUAAGAUUUGUUUCUGUCUCCAAAGUAGGAAACGAAGUCAAUGUGAGAUACGUGAGCACUUUUUAG
Sitophilus oryzae (rice weevil) is the source of this 882-nucleotide messenger RNA. RefSeq names its product zinc finger MYM-type protein 1-like. Bases 1 to 882 code for a protein of 293 amino acids. Lineage: Eukaryota; Metazoa; Arthropoda; Insecta; Coleoptera; Curculionidae. The transcript has a single exon. The record is from RefSeq and is a predicted model, not a curated record.